This is a messenger RNA of Lathyrus sativus (Indian pea), 2031 nucleotides long. NCBI's taxonomy places the organism in Eukaryota, Viridiplantae, Streptophyta, Magnoliopsida, Fabales, Fabaceae. The record is from the annotation of a GenBank genome assembly.
AUGAAAAGUGGGGAAAAGGUAGCGCAAAAGAAGGAAAAAUUGGGAAUAAAGUUAAGGAGAGAGGUAUUGUUAAGAAAAAGUAAAGGCCCUUCUACUCCAUUACCCUCUUCUUCUUCUUCACUUUGGCUUUUGCCUAAUAAUAACAAACACUGUAGCAGUUCCGUUACUCGGGACCACCAAUCACUACUCACCAACACCACCGCCACCACCGUCUCUGUUAGGAAGCUCGCGGCGGCUCUCUGGGAAUUCGACCAUUAUUCUCCACUCUUUCCAAUGCAUCGUCCUGUCAAUAACGGCGGUGCUGCCGAUUCUAGACUUCGCCGCCGCGGCCAUUACACUUUUCAUAAGGACAAGGCUCCUGAUAUCUCUAACUUCUUAAUCGAUGCUUCUCCAAGUUCCCCUGAUCAGCCAGCUAGUGCAAGCAGUUUGAGGAGGCAUGUUACAGCAUCGCUGAUGCAACAUCAGCGGGCAAUUGAGAGAAACAACCAUGCACUGCAACCUCUAUCUCCUGCAAGUUAUGGUAGUUCCAUGGAGAUGACACCAUAUAAUCCUGCAGCCACUCCUAUUAGUUCUUUGGACUUCAAGGGAAGGAUUGGGGAGCCACAUUAUACUCUCAAAACAUCUACAGAACUGUUAAAAGUGUUAAACAGAAUAUGGAGUUUGGAAGAACAACAUGGUUCUAACGUAUCAUUGAUAAAAGCAUUAAAAACAGAGCUAGAUCACACACGUAUCAGGGUCAAAGAGUUGCUACGAGACCGACAGGGGGAUCGACAUGAGAUUGAUGACCUGAUGAAGCAAAUUGCAGAGGAUAAAUUGGUAAGGAAGAGUAAAGAACAAGACCGGCUCCAUGCUGCUGUUCAAUCUGUGAGGGAUGAACUCGAGGACGAGAGGAAAUUAAGAAAGCGGUCAGAGAGCAUACACAGGAAACUAGCUCGGGAGCUUUCUGAGAUGAAGUCUUCUCUCACUUGUGCUUUAGAAGAUUUGAAGCAAGAGAGAACAAGAAGGAAAUUAUUAGAGGACCUCUGUGAUGAAUUUGCUAGGGGAAUAAAUGAAUAUGAGCAGGAGGUGCAUGCAUUGAAACAAAAGUCUGAGAAGGAUUGGGUUCAGAGAGCUGAUCACGAUCGUUUAGUACUCCACAUAUCUGAAUCUUGGCUGGAUGAACGCAUGCAAAUGCAACUGGAAGCAGCUCAGAAUGGUUUUAUGGAUAAGAAUUCCAUUGUCGAUAAACUAAGCCUUGAAAUAGAGACUUUUAUCAAAGCUAAACAAAAUAGUAGGAGUAUGGAAAAUCUAGUGAUAAGGGAUCGUCGAAAUUCUCUGGAGUCUGUACCACUGAAUGAUACCGUUAGUGCACCACAAGCUGUGGGUGAUGAUGACGAUGAUGAUUCUGUAGGCAGUGAUUCACAUUGUUUUGAGUUGAACAAGCCAAGCAACAUCGGAGCUAAACUACCCGAAGAAGAGAUUGUGGAUAAAAAUCUCGAUGAGACAUUGAAAUCCAAUGUCAAGAAGAAAAAACCAAUACUGCGAGAAGGGUUUAAAAAUCUUAUCCCGUCUAGCUUGCAAAUGGCUUGGGCCUUGUCAUCUAAUUCGAAUAAGAAGUCCCAGUCAUUUGAUGCACAGGAGGGGGUGACCACAGAUACGAGGCUAGUUGAAGGAGCUAGAAUAUCAGAAGAGCCUGAACACUUUGAAAUUAGUGAAAAUGGCGCUUUUGAAAGAAAAAACUACUCAAGUGAAUUGCACACCACCAGUAAAAAUCACAUUAUUGAUAAUCUCAUAAGAGGUCAACUUUUGACAUCAGAGGGUGGUAACAUUGACAUACAUGCUGAACAUAAUAGUUAUGGUGAGGCAUCCUGCAGCAAUGCUGGAUGGAGGAAUCAGACAAGCCCUGUGAGGCAGUGGAUGGCAAGUCUCGAUAUAUCCGAGGUUUCCAAAGUGCAUUCAGGAUCAAAGGAUAAUACUUUGAAAGCCAAGCUUCUUGAAGCAAGAUCCAAGGGGCGGCGAUCGCGUGUGAAGGCCCUCAAAGGGUCCUUUUAG